Messenger RNA from Ceratitis capitata (Mediterranean fruit fly), 597 nucleotides. RefSeq lists its product as uncharacterized. Bases 1 to 597 code for a protein of 198 amino acids. Lineage: Eukaryota; Metazoa; Arthropoda; Insecta; Diptera; Tephritidae. Gene Ontology annotation, molecular function: protein binding. The record is from RefSeq and is a predicted model, not a curated record. The transcript is spliced from 5 exons.
AUGUGUAUACGCGUAUGGAAAUUGUCGUGCCUGUUAUCUCUGAAGGAGCUCGAACUUAAAGCCGUUUGCCAACUCUUCGUUUGGUCUUUUGAUCCGGUUAAAUCUGUUGAUCGCGGUGUGGCGUGGCGUGAUGAAGAGCGAGGCGAAAGUAAUGAAAAUAUUGUACAUAGUUUUCCAGCAGUGAAAAAUUCUAGUUUAGCGACGGCCGACAUGGGUAAUGCCCAAGGGAGACAAAGCGUUGCCGACGACAAAGCACAGCGUCGUGGAAGCAUAUCCUGGAACUUCCGCUAUCCGCUCAUAAAGCGUCGAGAUCAAACUACACUCAUGGUUUAUAAUACGAAGAUGAGUGUAUCGGAUUGGUUGAACUUGCUCGGCUUGCAGCAAUAUGAAGCCAACUUCCAAAUGGAAAAUACAAUCGAAGAUAUUCUGGAUUUGACUGACAGCGAUCUAAAGCAGAAAGGCAUACGUCAAACGAGUCAUCGUACUAAAAUGCUUGCCAGCUUAAUUGGCGUACAGGCUAAAUUUCGACAGUCGCUGAAUAUAGAAGGUGAAUACCAAACGGAAGAAUUCCUGCCCACCAGUUUAUAUAGACGAUGA